Molecule: messenger RNA, 1418 nt
Organism: Plasmodium vivax (malaria parasite P. vivax)
Lineage: Eukaryota; Apicomplexa; Aconoidasida; Haemosporida; Plasmodiidae
Product: Pv-fam-h protein
Exons: 2
Coding region: 303-995 (230 amino acids)
Source: RefSeq, a predicted model, not a curated record
AACUCUGAUUUGAAGUUCAUAAUUCAAUUAAGUAUGAUGAGAAGUUAAUAUGCUAAAAAUGCGAUUUUUUAUUUGAACCUAUUCGUGUUAACAUUUUUCUAUUUUUAGAAUAAUCCCCUCUACCUGAUGGCUUGAAUAAUUAUGCUUGCCAUUUUUCUCUGUAGAAGUGAACCUAAAAUAAAUUUAUUUCGCUGCUGUAGAAAUGUCCAUAGGAUAAGUUACGUAUGUUAAUAUUUUUUUAUCAUUAUACUAUUUAUUGAAAAUUUUAUUUUAUUUUGUAAAACUGCAAAAAGUAGAAAACGAUGAAGAUGAGUUACGGAGGGGCAAACGUGAUAACUGCCUGUGGAGGGGCGGCACAAAAUGUCACUAGCGCAGAUGGGUAUGGCGACGUUGAAGGGCUAGCAGAACAGUGUCCUCGAAAAGGGGUAAAGUAUGCUGCCUUUUUAAAGCUUUUCAUGUUUGCCCUGUUCGUAUGGAUAGCGCGGGGUUCGCACGAGAGCGCAACCCGUGGAGUCAUGGGAGAGACCCCCCAGCGAGGACAAGCGACCAUGCACAAAAGCGCUAACAGAUUAUUAGCAGAACCGCCAAUGGAUUUCGACGAAGUGUAUGGGACAUUCAAAAAAAACGUUUUGGAAAAAUUGGGGUGUGAUGAAGAGCAAUGCCAAACUAUAAAAAAUUCUGUGAAGUCCUAUUUCGAUAAAAUAAAAUGGAAUGUGACAGAUCAGCAGAAUGCAAAGGAAUCUGAGGAAGGAAGUGGAGGAUCAGAUAACGCUUCGGAUAAGGCAAAUAAAGAAAAAAAGAGUUCUAAAUCUGUAGGAAUUUUUGGUUCGCUCAUAAAUUUAAUUUUAAAUUACAAGCUUACAUCACUCACCAUUCUUAUCGUAGCUCUUGGAUACUUUAAGUCUCGAUACCUGCUCGUCGUUAUGGGCGUAAUUAUAGUACUAAAUAUGUUUUGGGAACUGGAAAGCUUAAAUAAAAAAUUGAAAUUUCUGUAACUUCUUUGCAAUGUUUAUUUUUGCCCAGAUUGUUUGCAAAACUGUGAGAUACAUGUAGAAAAUGACGAGCUUUUCGGAGCUUAUAUAAAAAUGGUAUAUUAGUAAAGAGGGAAGAAGCUAUUUAUAGAAUGUAGUUUAUAUGAGGGGGGCACCUUCGUGGGUAGUUAGGUGGUCUACUGUGAGGCUGUCUAUUGGUACUCAAACGAAUAGCCUUUUCAGCGUUUUGAAAAAAAAAAAGAAUAAUACUUUCGAAUGGUGUGCAUACCCAUGCAGCAUAAGCGUGUCAAAAUAAUGCUAAACGGUGGACAUCUGCGCAUAUACACAUAUAUGUCUACAGCGUACGUAAGCUUACCUGGUGUAACUAGGAGGAGCAUUAUCAUUGGCGAAUUACCAUUUUAACAGAUGUGGAUGCAUAUCACUAGA